Messenger RNA from Dunckerocampus dactyliophorus (ringed pipefish), 6495 nucleotides. It is a transcript of the gene rhogd, whose product is annotated as ras homolog gene family, member Gd. Gene Ontology annotation, biological process: regulation of actin cytoskeleton organization; cortical cytoskeleton organization; establishment or maintenance of cell polarity. The coding region runs from base 85 to 660 and encodes 191 amino acids. Lineage: Eukaryota; Metazoa; Chordata; Actinopteri; Syngnathiformes; Syngnathidae. The record is from RefSeq and is a predicted model, not a curated record. The transcript has 2 exons. Gene Ontology annotation, cellular component: cell cortex; cytoskeleton; cytoplasmic vesicle. Gene Ontology annotation, molecular function: GTPase activity; GTP binding; protein kinase binding.
CGGAUGCGGCUGUGACUGACUAUACCAGGCAGAAGAGAUCGCUAGCUAAGUGGCGGUGCUGCAGCCCCAGUGGUCUUUGGCAGGAUGCAGACCAUAAAGUGCGUGGUUGUUGGUGAUGGGGCAGUGGGGAAAACAUGCCUUCUCAUCUCAUACACCACCAAUGCCUUCCCUGAAGAAUACAUUCCAACAGUGUUUGACAACUAUAGCGCCCAGAUGAGCGUGGAUGGCCGCACUGUCAGCCUUAAUUUGUGGGACACAGCCGGCCAGGAGGAGUAUGACCGCCUGCGUACUCUCUCCUAUCCCCAGACCAACGUCUUCAUCAUCUGCUUUUCCAUCGGCAGCCCCUCCUCCCACGCCAAUGUCAGGCACAAGUGGCACCCUGAGGUGUCUCACCACUGCCCCAAUGUACCCAUCCUGCUGGUGGGCACCAAGAGGGACCUGAGGGGCGACACGGAAACGGUGAAGAAGCUGAAGGAGCAAGGGUUGGCUCCCACUACCCAGCAACAGGGGAAUGCCCUCGCCAAGCAAAUCGGGGCUGUCAAAUACAUGGAGUGUUCUGCGCUGCUGCAGGAAGGCGUGCGGGAGGUGUUUGCCGAGGCCGUGAGAGCAGUGUUGUACCCCGUCACGAAAAAGAACACCAAGAAAUGUGUGCUUUUGUAAUGAGGAUUCCUGGAUUUGGAUUGCGGAGGGGGGAGCUGUUGAGUUCCACAGAUGCAAAGGAUGGCCGAGAGCAGUAACUUCCUGGCUGCUUCCAUGCCACCUCUAGCAAUUUAGACUUCUUUAUCAGCUCCUUAUUCAUCCUCAGGAGGACUUCACCCUGAUGCCAUCAUCACCAAAGUGACUUUGCCAAAAUGAGGGCAAAAAACAAAACGGAUCUCUCUUAUUUUUCUUACAUUUAAAAAAUUUUGAUAUCUACACUUUCCUCACAUGUUACACUUGUUCUAGAUUUAUAGCUUCUCCGCUUUGCCUUUGUAAGAAAUGCUGAUAAUGGUUGUCACAAGCCAUAAUUCCAUCUAAACCAAGCUGCCCUGUUUGACUGGAGAGAUCUACUGUUGUUUAGGUGGAGAAAUAGUGACUACCUCAUACUCCUCACAUAGGUUCUUGCAUCUCGCGAGUGUCAAGCACCUGCAUAGUGACGUUUGCCAUCUAGUCCACACGUACAGGCUGAGCGACUUUUUAAUUUCAAGCAGCUUGAGUCCAGAAACGGCGCGACGAUCUCGGACAAGGGCCAAUUCCCAGCACAUCACCGGUAUGCGCAGAUUAGUGUUGAGCUUGGUGCUCAGCGUGGCGUGUCCGAGGUGUCCAUCCCACUGCCAACGCACGGAAGAGCCAGCAGGCCUUUUGAAGAUAAGCCGCUCUCAUUAAAAUCAGCCAACUAGGCGCCUCUUGAGCCAAAUUAAAACUGGUAAAAAACUGGUACUGGAUCCCUCUAAAUGACAGAAUAGGGUGCAGCGCAGCUCGCUCUUGCCUCCACGCUAUUCAAAACUUGGAAUUAGAGAUGGACAUUUGACGAGGUUUACUCGAUCGAUAUUGGCAAUGAGGUAAUCCAUUUAUUAUGGCAAAUUUUGAUGACAUUGGAGCAUUGUUCUGAACUCCUGUUUCAAUGCCAAUGUCAUUUUAAGGAGAUGAGUGCUUCCCGCAGGAGUUGCCAUAGUGGAGGUCUGCAUGGAUGGAGCUCAACUUCCCAUAGCUGACAUCAUUUUUUCUUUAGACCACAAGCUAGUGAAUCAAAAGUGCCUCUGCUGGUCGCAGCCAAGUAGGGCACUGCAUUUUGCCUCAGUUGCUUCAAUGCCGCGAUUAAUCGAUGAUGGUGGCCAUCCCGUCUUGGAAUCACAGCGACUGUAUUUUCUAAUCCUCAGUAAAAAGAGUUUUAAUCUAUGUGGCCAAAGUUGAAUUUUUUUUUGUAAUAGCCUGUGUUUAUUAGAUUGUUGACGUCAAUGGCCUUGCAUUAAAUGCUAGCAGAACAUGACCACUGCAUAAUUGACCCAGUGCAUCAUGUAAUACCAGAACAUGUUUUAAAUGGCUUUUUAGGCUGUGCAGUUCUUUUCCUGUAUUUCAUUAAAAUAAUUACAUUAUUGAAUAUGAAUAAGACAAAAAAAAACAACAAACAGUCGUUGCUACCACCGUGUGCAUUUUUCUAUAGCGUUGCAGCAAUUUAAUUGUCAUGAUUGACAGAGGCAGCCUUUUGUCUGCUCACAUGCCUUAUCCAAACCAAAAGCCACAGUAGUGCUAUUUUGUCAAACCCGUAGGUUGUCAUUUUAGUGCCACAAAAGCCCUUAAAUACAGCUCCCCCCACCAAGCAAUGAAUUUCACAUUUGGCAACUGAAGCCUUACUUUCUUCCUGCCAGUAAGCACAUUGCAGCACUCUUUAUAACACGGCUGCAAAACUGACAUCUCAAUGCGCAGCUACGGUUCUUAGCACAUUGUGGUUUAUAUGCCUGCAUCGCAUGCUGCAGUGAGAGCAGCGUAUAACAGUAACCGCAUUGGUGGAAGGUGCCAUGUCAGUUUUUAUUAUUUUUUUUUAGCAAUAAGUGGUUGGUUGUUUUAGCUUCAUGCUGCCAGUAAUGACUUUUUUUACUCAGAGUGAAUUGUAUUAAAUUUGUUUAAUGUGGCCUGUAAUAACCAAUGCGCAAUAACAUUUGAAAGGGCUGACUUAAAGUGAAAGUAUGUGCACAAACUGUGGUCCUUGUUUUCCUCCUCUCCCUUUUAACAUGUCCUGGUUUCACUCAAAUAAUGAUGGAAAUGGAACAUACACCUGUGGGCUCUCCUGUUGUCUGUGUCCCAGAGCUGUAUGCUACCGCGUGCGUGGUACUACGCUUUUACACUGGGAACUUGAUUUGUAGAGAUCUGUAAUUGUUUUAUAUAUAACAAAGCAUAUUUGUAUAAAUGAACUAACAGUGAGAUGAUUUUAAAUUAUGCCAAAUAAAACGGUGGUUGAAACCAGCUUUUGGUGUCGUAAGAAAGCAGGAACAGUGUGCAGUUGCCAUGUGUGGCCGCUAGAUGUCCUCUACGGACCUCAAGUCGAAGCACGUCUUUCCACUAAUGAGCAGCAAUUUUCAAACGAAUUUUUGCUCCUCUGUACAUAAGGAGUUAAUGGUCUAUUUCCAAAACGUUUUUCGGUGCUAUCAUUCAUCUUUGCAGACACCCACUGGUUCAAUCAGUGACAAGCAUUGAAAACUCAGCAAGCUGUUUACUUUGAAAAAUCCCCAUGACCUUUAGGGUGGCGGCUUCAGAUGACAGAUGUGUCAGGCUCCACCUCAAGCUCAUUAGAAACGCACUGGUGCAAUAUUCCCAGUCUAUUUCCUCCUCUGCUUUACAACCAUGAUGGUGCUUGGGUUGUGUCUGAUGAGUUGUUAUCGUGAACUUAAAAAGUGGCUCGGCUGAGGAGAGUGAUGAGACGGGAUGAGCAGGGGUUGCUGUCUGCAAGACGCUUAACCAAGACAAGUGGCUUAAGGUGAUCCAUUUUUAGUUGUGGACUGCAUACUAUCCGCCUAUUAAUAGUUUAACAACAUCCCACAUCACGUGCCUCAAGUAUCAGAUUAUCUUUCAUUUAGGGCUGUCUUCUAUUUAUUGGGAAAUAAGGUGUGUGUGGUCCACAAUUAAAUGGCUUUGGUGUUCACUCCUUUGGCAAUAUCCAUAUUUUUAAAUGUCUUUCAUGAUAUUUGUUGUUGGACAAUACUCUGAAUGUACUAAGUGCAGAAUUCUCCAACAUGCAGUAUAGAGAGGCUAUAAAAACAUGCAUCAUAAUACAACAUACUGAGAGCAACUGUAUUAUUUUAGCAGAGAUGCCCAUACUUUUUCCGCGGAGGGCCACAUAAAGACAAAUGAAAGGAUGAAAGGGCCACUUUCAUAUUUUGUUAACAUAUGUAGAUGGUAAGAAGUUAUCCAUAUUUCAAGAAUCAUCUUUGUGAUAUAAGUGGAAAAGCGUAUUAUUAGUGUGAAUUUCGGUCUUUUUUUAUUUAUCAAUUUGGUGAUUUUUUAAAAUUUCCAAAUAUUCAACUUUCUUCUUAAUUGGCCUUCAUAAAUGUUCUUUUUUGUUAUCAAAAUUAUCACUUUUUUCCCAUAAUAUUUGACUUCAUCCCCAAAUUUUAACCAAUCUAAUUUUCCAAAAAUGAAAACUUUAAACUUUUUCUUCUUCUGACGACUUUAAAAACAUAAAAAAAUGAAACUCUAUCCUACUAAAAUUACAUUAUUUUUCCUCAUAAUACUACAAGUUUAUUGUUCUCCUUAGAAUACAACUUUUUUCUGUUGAAUAUUUUGACUUUAUUCUUGUAACAUUACAGGCGUUUUUUUGUUUUUUUAGACGUCAUUUCUUGUGACUAUUUAAUAUUGAAUCUUUAUGCUACUAAAAUGCAAUUUUUUUCUUAUAAUAAUACAUUAUUCUCGUAGAAUCAUGACUUUUUCUCAUUAGAUUGCGUUUUUCUCGUAAUAUUUUGACAUAUGUUAAAACAGCCGUAGGCCGCAAAUGGCCUCCGCGCUACACUUUGGACACCCUUGUUUUAGCAUUUAUAUAGAAAACAGGUAUUAUAAUAAAUAUUAAGGCUGCAACUCAUGAUUAUUUUAAUCUGAAUCUUAUUGUUUUCAUCAACUGAGUAAUUGGUUAGGCCCAAAAUGGACCAAAUCAAUAUGAACUAAAUAUAAACAGUUAUUGGUUUGGUCUGCAACAUAUCAGAAAAGACGCAAAAAUGUCCAUCACUGUUUUCCAAAGUCAAAGCUGAUGUGUGUGAAUGUCUUGUUUUGUGUGUGUAUUGUGUGUAAUUAUAUAGUGCUUAUUUUUGACACUUGUGGUCGACAGAUGACACAUUUGCAUGCGACCUUGCGUCUCAAUGCAUUCUUCUUUCUCCACUGCUACCUUUGCGAUAAAACAGUACAACUAAAGCCGUCCAGCAGACAUCCUUUCAGUGAGUCAUCAGUGCGGAGCGAAAGGAGACCUUGAUUUCAACACUGCCGUAAUAUCCCUCACUCCUCUCACUCUUGAUGGUGAUGAUGAGGAUGAUGUCCUGGGUAAAGCCAUAAAAGAAGCAAGGAUAUUCCGCCUUUUUUCCUUGUCUAUGCGCAUGAAAAAUCACAAGCUGUGAGCUCACAGGCAGGAUGUGCUGCAUUUGGACUGGGAAAGCUGCAACAUAUUCAAAUCAAAGUGUUUCAGUAGAAAGAAGAGGGAAAAUGAGAUUUCAAAGGAACACAGAGGGGAGUGAGGGCAAUUGGCUGUGCUUCAUCUGAGAGGAUGGCUGGGUGGAAUCAUCUUCGGGGGGUGGAAAUAUGCAGAAAGAGGAAAAACUGUCCUGGCAGAGGUUGCAGAAUUCAUGACAUCAGAUUAGGAACACUUGCACACUGCAUUCCGAGCUGUAUCAAAACAUCCGCCUUUACAAAGAUAAUAAUGCUCAAUGUUAUAUGUUUAUUGUGGUUGUGGUUUCUAAUAUUUUGUCAAUAUAUCUCACUUAACUACACAGGAGACACAAAAUACAGUACUCUCAGCAUUGAUGCAGUGCAUGAUGCAACAUCACUGCGAAAUACAACUUAUGUAUAUACAGUACUGAAUAUGUCACGCCUUUCAAAUAUUUGUACAUACAGUAGUACCUCGCAUAACAUAAACCUCCUUUUAUAUAAAUUCCACUGAACAUAAAGAAUUUAUGUAAAGUUUUUGCUUUGUAUUACAGAAGAAAUUCCAUAUAAUAUAUAUGAAUAUUUUGAAGUGCCAAAGGGGUGAGUUUGGGAAGAUCUUGGAACGGAUUAGGCUAUUUACAUGUAUUUUACGCUUCGUAUAACAUAAAGGUUUUUGGAACGGAUUAUUUACAUACAUACAUUAAAUGGGCAUGAAGCCUUUGUAUUGGAGUGCAUUCGACUGCUGUACCUAAUGUUGUGGCUAGUGAGAGUAUCUACAUCAUUUAUAGUCAAGCAUUACAUAAUCCAAAUUUCUUUUUGUAAAUAAUUUAUUUUAUAUUGCUUUCAUAUCUUGUUCAAGUAUGAAUUAAAUGAAUUAGGAUAUAUAAUGAUGUAUUUUUGGAUUAUUUCAUGUAAUAGUUGGUGUGUACCACUUUAAGACUACCAGAGCCUCUGCAAGGCAAGCGUUUCUGCCCCCGUUCUGCUAACCUUUGGAUUGUUUGUCUUUGAAAAUAAAUGUGUUGCUUUUUGUAAUCAAACCGCUGAUUUGUGUGCGGUGUGCUGCUCAGACGUGGUGAAGCCAUAUCUUUACAAAUCACAAAAGUAACAACACCUGUGUGGAAAAAAAACAAUCUCGAGAGUUGGAGCAGCUGAUUAGAUGUCUUGUGGAUGUCGGCUUGGGAUUGAAGUGCAAUCCCUCCAAAGCCACAAGAGGUUGUUCCAACACUGUCAUUGCCUAAUGUCUCCAGCAGGUCAACCGUGACCUUUUGCAGAACCUCACUGAGCAACACAGACACAGACAGAUUUUGUACCGCAAAAGGACAAUAAAGUAAAAGUACUCACCCUUCGAAGAAGCCUGACAGUCAUGGAGACGGAAAAAGAAGGUGUUGGCAC